AGAUCGCCCGGGGCUUCGGGCCGCAACGAAGCCCCAGCGAGUCUAUAUGAGGUCGCGCGCCCAAGGCAGGUACCCGUCACUUCUGGGCGGGAAAAAUCAAACUCCCGGUGAACGCCGCUUCGUCGGGUUUAAUUUAACGUUAAUUUAAGGCCCAACCGAGCUCCCUAAUGAUUGCCAUCCUAUUUCUGGUGUGCGUCGUCGCCGUCAAGGUUUUCAAAAAGAUCACCCCUAAUGGCAAGCUCACGGUCUACCUUGGCAAGCGAGACUUCAUCGAUCACCUCGAUUUCGUCGAUCCUAUCGACGGGAUCGUCGUCGUCGAGAAUGACUACCUCCAAGGCAGGAGGGUCUUCGGUCAGGUAAGCACUAUCUACCGAUAUGGUCGAGAGGAAGACGAGGUGAUGGGCGUAAAGUUCAGCAAGGAGAUGAUCCUAUGUCGAGAGCAAAUAAUCCCAAUUAAGAAGGAGAAGCAGGAAAAUACAGCGAUUCAGGAGCGAUUGCUGCGAAAACUUGGGCCCAACGCCUUUCCCUUCGUCUUUCACUUCCCAGCCAAUUCGCCGAGCUCGGUAACUCUGCAGCCGGGCGAGGACGACCAGGGCAAGCCUCUCGGUGUCGAGUACACGGUGAAGAUCUACGUCGCGGAGUCCGAAGAUGAUAAGGGACACAAACGAUCUUCGGUCACCUUAGCAAUUAAGAAAUUACAAUACGCCCCACCAACGCGCGGCCGCAGACUUCCAAGCUCAUUAGUAUCAAAGGGAUUUACGUUCUCUCAGGGAAAACUUAACUUGGAGGUGACGUUAGAUAAGGAAAUAUACUAUCAUGGCGAAAAAGUUACGGCUAAUGUGAUUGUUACCAACAAUUCCCGCAAAGCAGUUAAGAAUAUCAAGAUAUUCGUGGUACAACAUUGCGAAGUGACCAUGGUAAACGCUCAAUUCUCUCGCCACGUGGCCAGUCUUGAGACUCGGGAGGGCUGCCCCAUCACACCGGGCGCAUCAUUCACCAAGCAAUUUUAUCUCGUGCCGUUGGCCAGCAGCAACAAGGAUCGCCGCGGUAUCGCCCUCGAUGGCCAUCUCAAGGACGACGACGUCAAUCUCGCCUCCUCGACGAUGGUCGCUGAAGGCAAAGCGCCCAAUGAUAACAUGGGUAUCGUCAUCUCUUACUCAGUGCGUGUUAAGCUGAAUUGUGGUACACUUGGCGGGGAAUUGAUCACCGAUGUACCCUUGAAACUCAUGCAUCCCAGCCAAGGAGCUGGUGGCGGAGAUGGAAAAGACACGAAAGCUGCUAUGAAGAAGACAAAGAGCAUGGAGAGGAGUCGAUAUGACAAUUACGCCAACGACGACGACGACAACAUCGUUUUCGAAGACUUCGCACGCUUGCGAUUAAACGAGCCCGAAUAAAUUGUGACUGGGCUAUAAAAUGUAAUACAGGGCGCUCGUUCUGAAAGAAUAUAAAUUUACGACAAUGAAUCGUGAAAUUUUAUACGAAUUAGUUGGUAUUUUGCGAAACUGCGGUAAUUCGACGAGGAGGCCUUUAUGAACGAUGAAGCGCUUUUUUCAACAUUUCUUCUUUCAGAACGAGUAAUUGACAAGAUCUAACGAAGCCUAGAAGGACACGCGCUUUAAAAUGAAAAAGAAAAAAAUAAUAAAAAUAAAUAAAUGAAUAUAUAUUGACAACAUAGCAUAUGCGUUCGCUUAAGAGUAUAUACAAUGUAUGCCAUUAGAGCGCGACAUAUAAACAAAAAAAAGAGAAAAAAAUUAUUUGAAAACUUCGUUAACAUCGCUUUGGGGAUCUUCUUUCGAUUGUGGUGGUCGAAAGGGAAUUUGCCGCGAGGCGAACAAAAAAACUUGAUUUCAAGUAAGCUUAAUCAUUAAUAUUUAACGUUAUAAAAUAACACGUUUCCUACCUUACCAGAAGUGACAUGCAUCUAAUUAAUUAAAAUACCUAUUUCUUAUAAUUGUGGAUUAUAGUGGGCAUUUAUUAUCGAUAAAGUCU
Ceratosolen solmsi marchali is the source of this 1989-nucleotide messenger RNA. RefSeq names its product arrestin 2 (gene Arr2). Gene Ontology annotation, cellular component: cytoplasm. Lineage: Eukaryota; Metazoa; Arthropoda; Insecta; Hymenoptera; Agaonidae. The transcript is spliced from 7 exons. Gene Ontology annotation, molecular function: G protein-coupled receptor binding. The record is from RefSeq and is a predicted model, not a curated record. Gene Ontology annotation, biological process: signal transduction; G protein-coupled receptor internalization. Bases 168 to 1394 code for a protein of 408 amino acids.